UGUUGUGUGUUGAGUUUGAAUUUAGAUUACAGAUGUGAAGGUUUAAGGAGAGGGCUGUGAUUUUAUUCUUCCUUCUUUUUUCUCUUUUAAAAUCAAUGCUAGCUCCUUAGGAGAAUCUUGGGGUGCACAGCAGUUGUGAAGGCUGCCAGACGGUUCUGCCUUUCAUCACCGCCUCAAGCUCCCCCUGUUGGCGGCCCGGCCUCAGGAAGAAAUCAUGGCAAAGGCUCUGACCUCAGUGCACAGUAACUCCCAGUAUCUGUGCCUUUUGGUUCUACUGAUCUGUCUGGGGACCACUCUGCUGGCUGAUAUACACUCUCUUAGUUGUGAUGUCAUUGUCAAGUCUCAUACCACACCUGGGCAGUCCUGGUGUGAAGGGCAGUGCUCAGUGGAUGGAGAGCCUCUCCUGCAGUAUGAUAAUGACAACAGAGCCACACCGUUGGGAGACCUGGGGAAAGCGGUAAAUGCUACUCCUGUGUGGACAGAUUUUGUGCAAAAGCUGGAGUACUUGGGGCAAGAGCUCAGGAAGAUGUUGGCUCACACCAAACUAGGAUCAACCAAGAUCAGUGGUCAGCCCACUUUACAGGCCACCAUGCUUUCUCUGUAUGAACAUGAACAAAUUGUUGUUGCCUCCUGGAGAUUUAACAUCAGUGGAAAGUACUCCUUCAUCUUCAACACAAUGAAUAUGAAUUGGACACUGACUGAUCCUGAAGCUGGUGGUAUCAUGAAUACAUGGAAGGAAGAUGAACAAUUAAUAAAAGAUCUCACGACAAUCUCCACAGCAGACUGCAGGCACUGGCUCAAGGAACUCUUCAAGCACCAGAAGGAAAAGCCAAGACCAACAUCAAGGACCCCAGAUAUCACCCAGCUUCCCUCUACCAGUCAGUUCUUCAGUAAGGGAGAAUCUACAGUCACAGUAGUACUCAUUCCCAUCCUCAUCCUGUCUGUCAGUUUUUGCAUUUGCAUUUACACGUGUGUGAAGAGGAAUUCUUUCCAAGGAGACAGAAACCUUCAGCUGCCCAUGAACUGUCCCAUCAACUCUUACAAGCCACAGAGGAAAGAGAGAUUAAUGGAGUCAAAUGGAGAGUUACCCAAUCAGGCCACCCAAAUGUUGUCUCAGGAUCAUAAGCCUGAGGUAUGAAGGUAAAAGCAUUCACUAAACCAGACAUCUAUAUCCCCACAUCCAAGAGUCAGGAAAC
Messenger RNA from Myodes glareolus (Bank vole), 1196 nucleotides. The record is from RefSeq and is a predicted model, not a curated record. NCBI's taxonomy places the organism in Eukaryota, Metazoa, Chordata, Mammalia, Rodentia, Cricetidae.